Oncorhynchus kisutch (coho salmon) is the source of this 4394-nucleotide messenger RNA. RefSeq names its product apoptosis-stimulating of p53 protein 1. Lineage: Eukaryota; Metazoa; Chordata; Actinopteri; Salmoniformes; Salmonidae. Bases 497 to 3613 code for a protein of 1038 amino acids. Gene Ontology annotation, molecular function: p53 binding. Gene Ontology annotation, biological process: regulation of apoptotic process. The record is from RefSeq and is a predicted model, not a curated record. The transcript is spliced from 15 exons. Gene Ontology annotation, cellular component: nucleus.
CAAGUCUGGCUCCAGCAGCGGAGAUAGGGAGUAGUGGAAAGAACUGCUGGCACGUCAAAUUGGAACAAAACCCUCACAGGGGUGAAAAAUGUAUGCUGUCACAAAGUCACGUCAGCGACGAAGAAUGGGCGCUUUUGAUCGGCUACAUGUUUUAGAUAUUCUUAGCCUACGUACAUUUUUUUUAUAUUGAGAUAGAGGUAUUUGUUGUAGAAACAUUUGGGACAUACAGAGAAAGACAAAUACGAUCCGUUAUCGGACAACUAUCCGGUUGACUCUCGCCCCCUCUGUUUACUGAUUUGUAGAUCGGCGUGCGAACACUUGUAACGGGGACAGCAGGGGACUAACCAACCGCGCUCCUCGAACCAGAGGAAGAGACUCGUAAAUCAACGCAUCGGACAAGUGCGAAAGUUCUGAUAGGAAUCAGUGCACUGUCAUUCAGUGGCGCCGUAAUCGGCUACAUUUUCUGCAUUAGCAGAGGAACUAUUUGCUAGAAAAAAUGGAGUGGAAACAUGUUGAGGCUGUACAGGAAUUUACAGUUGAAGGACAAUGCAGCAAAAUUAAGGCGCGAUCUUGCAGAAUUACAUGGGACGCCCACCAGGUGGGGAACCCUUGCGUGGAGCUGACUCUGUCGGAGCUGCAGGAGAUGGCCACACGGCAACAGCAACAGAUCGAGACCCAACAGCAGAUGCUGGUUGCCAAGGAGCAGCGUCUGAGGUACCUGCAGCAGCAAGACCACAGACAGGGCCAGACGGUGUCAGAGGCUGAGAAGCUACAGAGGUUGAUGGAGCGAGUGGAGAGUCAGGAGGCCAAACUAAAGAAGAUCCGUGCCAUGAGGGGCCAGGUGGACUACAGCAAGCUCAUCAAUGGCAACCUGUGUAGUCCGUAUCUCAGUGUACUGCGUCUCCUCUCCUCUCCUCAUGCAGCGGAGAUCCAGCAUGUGAGUGGGCAGUUCCAGGAGAAGCAGGCAGAGCUGCAGUCAGCUGUGGUGAAGGUGGACCAACUCAACCAGCAGCUUGAGGACCUGAGGAGGGGACGUCUCAACGGCCUGCAGCCCCUAGGAGGACCUCUCACUGGCACCGCCGCUCUGGAGCUACGCAAACUCUACCAGGAACUACAGGUGCGUAACAAGCUGAACACGGAGCAUAGUGGCAGGCUGCAGCAGAACAAGGAGCUGUUGAAUAAGCGCAACACGGAGGUGACUAUGAUGGACAAGCGCAUUGGGGACCUUCGCGAGCGCCUGCACAAGAAAAAAACAGAGCUUAACAGGAUAAACGGUCCUCCCUCCCCCCAGCCCACUCCCAGCAGCUCAGGCCGCGUAGCCGCGGUAUGUCCGUACAUCCAGGUGCCCGUCCCAGGCAGACAAGAGGUGGGCUAUGCUCUGCCCCCAGACCCCGUCAAACCACCGUUUGUCCCUGGGACUGGCACCAUCAGCCAUGGCCGCUCCAAAUCAGAGGAGGAAGGGUGCGGUGUGAGGAAGCCCUUCAUCCAAUGGAAGGUCUCAGAUUUAGACAUCAUAGUGGACCCCGUGGAGAUGAGAGAGGUGCCCCGGUCCCCCUCAGGGGCCUGCAGUGCCGACACAGUCUGGAGCCAGGGGCUAGGGCAGCAGAAGCAGAGGGGCCUAAGUAACAGGGCUCAAUAUCAACAACAUAAAUCCAAUGAAGCAGUGUGGCCCACCCUUAGUAAAAGUGUCUCCUCGAUGCAACCUUCAGAUUGGAGAAACACCAGCCCAGACCAGAGCCUUGACUUCAGUAAGCUACCAGGAGGAUCCGUGUCCAAACCACUACCCAUCUAUGGGACCUAUCCCGCACCUACUGGCCACCCGUCUAUAGUCUGCUCUACCAGCUCCCUGACCAGGUCUGCCCCUGCCACUUUAGCCUGGCAGCGUUCAGCCCCAGCACCUCCUGGUUACUCCUCCCAGCAGAUCCAGCAGCGUAUCUCUGUCCCCCCUAGCCCCACACCCCAGUCAGGACUGGGGGAGGUGGAGAGUCCUGACCCCCUGCCGGCUGUGGCUGUGAGACCCUACGUUCCAGACCGGUCCUCCUCCAGGCCUCAGUCCCCCAGGAAGGGCCCUGCCACUAUGAACUCCUCCUCCAUCUACCACAUGUACCUGCAGCAGCCUGCAGCAGCCAAGAGCUACCCAGCAGGAGGCAGGUCUGCUGUCAAAGCAGUGUAUGGGAAACCUGUGCUUCCCUCCAGCAACUCUCCCUCCCCUGUGCCCUUCCAGCAUGAGGCCCUGUCCCCAGGAGGAGAGAGUGGAGGGGACAUGGUGGACAGGGAAGGGGACACCACAGAGGGUAGACUCCUACCCCCUCCCAGCGUGGAGAACAUCCCGCGGCCCCUGAGCCCCACCAAGCUGACCCCCGUGGCCCACUCCCCGCUGCGCUACCAGAGCGACGCCGACCUAGAGGUCCUGCGCCGGCGGCUGACCAAUGCACCGCGCCCGCUGAAGAAACGCAGCUCCAUCACAGAGCCAGAGGGCCCCACCGGACCCAACAUCCAGAAGCUCCUGUACCAGCGCUUCAACACCCUGGCCGGAGGCAUGGAGGGCAGCAACAGCACCCCAUUCUACCAGCCGGUCUUCAUGGGUGGUGUCCUGGGAUGUCCGGACAUGGACAACAUCAACACUUCUAAUGGAAACCUGAUCGGGACAGCUUCCCUGGUCGUCACUGCCGCAGACGGUACCAACUCAGACCAUCGCCUGUCCUCUUCCAUGUCCCCUUCCUCUGACUCCAAUGAGAGGAGGACACUCCCACCCAGUGAGACCACUCCCCGCAUGCCCACCCCCCAGCCCAGCUUGGAAGACAACAACAACCAACCUGGUCCUUCUAACACCACCUCCACUCCCAGGCCCAUCCCCAUCCAUGAGGCCUCGUCUCCCCAGCCGAAAGAAACCUCUCCCCGGACUGUCACAUCCCUGGCAUUGCCUAAGCAGAUCAAGAGGACUAACCUGAAGAAACCUGAGUCAGAGAGGACAGGCCAUGGGCUGAGGGUCAAGUUCAACCCUCUUGCCCUGCUACUGGAUGCCUCUCUGGAGGGAGAGUUUGACUUGGUGCAGCGGAUCAUCUAUGAGGUUGAGAACCCCAGCACGGCCAAUGACGAGGGCAUCACCCCCCUUCACAACGCCGUAUGUGCUGGACGUCACCACAUCGUCAAGUUCCUGCUCGACUUUGGAGUUAACGUCAAUGCUGCUGACAGCGAUGGAUGGACCCCACUACACUGUGCGGCCUCCUGUAACAGUGUGCAUCUCUGUAAGCUGCUGGUGGAGUCAGGGGCGGCCAUCUUUGCCACCACCAUCAGUGAUGUGGAGACAGCGGCUGAUAAAUGUGAGGAGAUGGAGGACGGAUACACACAGUGUUCCCAGUUCCUCUUCGGGCUGCAGGAGAAGCUGGGGGUGAUGAAUAAAGGGUCUGUGUAUGCGCUGUGGGACUAUGAGGCACAGAGCUCAGAUGAGCUGUCCUUCCACGAGGGAGACGCCAUCACCACCCUGAGUCGCAGGGACCACGCUGAGACAGAGUGGUGGUGGGCCAGGCUACAUGACAAGGAGGGCUACGUACCACGCAACCUGCUCGGGUUGUAUCCAAGGAUCAAGCCUAGACAACGUUCUCUGGCAUAGAGAAGACGGUGCACGUUGUUGUGCUCUGACUGUGCUCAGAGCUGGGUCUGACUGGAUCUGCAGACAGUGGCUGUGCCCGGACAGUGCCCUCUCUUUGUGCCAGUCUGUGCCUCCCCAGAACAAAGGAUAAGGGCCAGGGCAUGGACAGAGGGGUCCAUAUCCGGACAGACAGACAUGCUUGGGAUUGGUGGUCACUUACCUAACAGGAAGUAGAGGCAGUAUCCACGGCCCAGAGAUCAUUCAGAGAAUACUCUGAGCAGAGCUCCCCUCUUUCCCUUCUCACUCAGUGUUUGUCUCCUGUGUGUCAGUCAGAGUAAGGCCUAAAUGUGAUGAUCUCAGAAAAGGGAGCAGAGAACAGGGGCAGUCAUGAGUUAUUGAAUAUGGGUUUUGCAGUAAGUGCUGUUUGAAGGCGAUCAGAGUUCAAACUCUGGAGGUCAUAUCUUCAGGGUUCAGCAGAGGAAAGAAAGGAACAGGUUUUUACAAGAUGAGAAAAGGAAGGAAAGUGACGGAAGGUGUAAUUGAAAGACUUUGAAGGCCAGUUAAAACUACUAAAAGAUGUGUGGAAUGUUCUAAACAGUCAUACAAUGUUGGUGUUAUUUAUGCAAACCAAAACGUGUUCUGAAGGAAUGAGUAGAAGAUGUAAUGCUGGGAUGGGAAAGUGAAAGGGGCUGCAUUCUCUUCUACAGAUGCAAUAACUAUGAAGCUAACUAUGGGUGUGAAUUUGAACUAAACUCCUCAUAAGCCUACAGUAUAUAAAUGCUUUAUCACCUAAAAAGGCCUA